CUCCACUCCAGUCCCGAGGCUCUCCCAGUGCAGGUUUUUGCUCUGCACCACAGCUUGUGGUCCCUGGAGGCAGGUAGCAGGCGGCGGUGAUGCGCAGACAGAGAGGAAGGUUGGCUGUGGGAGAAAAGAGCAUCGGCAGCCCCAGCAGCAGUAGGAGCAGAACUGCAGCUCUCGCCACUGAGUGCUAAGCCCGGGGAGUGCACUGCUCAUGCCUGACUGCAGCCAGUGUGUGUUGCCGACAGUGACAGGUGGAUGUGAGGCUGCUGAGCUGGGACUGGGAGUGGCACUGCUUUGUACCCCACACACACCGGCUAUUUGGACGGGCACCCGGCGUCUCUCCUUGGGAAAUGCUUUUUUGGCUGAAAGAAGAAGAGAUGUCACACCAGGAAUUAACGCAGAGGCUCUCCACUGUCAUCACUCAUGUCGAUGAAAUCAUGCAGCAAGAGAUAAGGCCGCUGCUGGCUGUGGACAUCAUAGAGCAGCUUCAUAAACAGUUUGCUAGCUUGACAGGAGGAAGAGGAAAGGAUGGAGCACCUAUAAUAACAUUCCCAGAAUAUCCAGGCUUUACUGAGAUCCCUGAUGAUGAUUUCCUGAAUGUUGUAACAUAUUUAACAAGCAUUCCAAGCCUUGAAGCUGCCAGUAUUGGGUUCAUUAUUGUGAUUGACAGAAGGAAAGAUAAAUGGAGCUCAGUCAAAGCAUCCUUGACACGAAUAGCAGGAGCAUUCCCAGGAAACCUGCAACUUGUGUUCAUUCUGCGCCCAUCCCGUUUCAUCCAGAGGACCAUCUCUGAUAUUGGCAUCAAACUCUACCGAGAUGACUUUAAAAUGAAGGUACCGAUUGUAAUGAUAAAUUCAGUUUCUGAUCUUCAUGGAUACAUUGAGAAAAGCCAGCUACCCACUGAGUUGGGAGGUACCUUGGAAUACAGCCAUAGUCAGUGGAUACACCAUAGAACAGCCAUUGAGAGUUUUGCACAAGUUGUGAAAACAACAGCACAGAAUCUGCAGACCUUUGGAACAAGCCUUGCUGAGACUGAGCUUCCAAAUGAUGUACUGUGCACAGAGGAGCUGCUGCAGUCGCACACAGAGCAACAGAUCAGUCUGACAAGUGACCUGAACCUGGCCAUGCAACAAGGUGGCACGCUGCUCUCAUGUAUAAAGGAACCAGUAUCAAAAGACCUAAGCUACAAACUAAAUCCUGAUGAGGUUGAGAACAUGGCUACAGUUGAAAGGCUUCUGGCUCAGCUAGAUGAAACAGAAAAAGCUUUUGGUCACUUCUGGAGUCGGCAUCAACUAAAGUUAGAGCAAUGCUUGCAACUGCGACACUUUGAACAUGAUUUCAGAGAGCUGAAGCUUUCUUUGGAUGGACUGAUGGAGAUCCAAGCUGCAUUUGCAGACAUCGGGGACAGUGUAUCACGGGUGGAUUACCUUCUCAAGGAGUUAAAAAAGCUGGAAGAGAAAGGGCAGGGAAUGUUGGAGAAAGCCCAGCUGCAUGCUCUCCACGGUGACCAGCUUAUCCAAAACAACCACUAUGCCGUGGACUCCAUCAGACCAAAAUGCAUAGAACUCAGGCGAAUCUGUGACGACUUUACCAAUGAGACAAAGAAAAAGUAUGACAUAUUGGCAAAGUCACUGGAGCUGCACCAGCAACUUGACAAGGCCAAUAAGUGGUGCGAAGAUGGAAUCUACCUUUUGGCUUCCCAAGCUGUGGAUAAGUGUCAGUCGCAUGAAGGUGCAGAAUCUGCCUUACGGGACAUAGAAAUGUUCAUUGAAUGCUCAAGAGGACACCAACUUUCCAAUCCAGCAGAUUUCUACAAUAAAUAUGAUGCAAUUCUCACUCUUGAAAUUAAAGCAAAUGUUGAGAAAGUUUUGCAGAAGGUGUCUGAUGUUCAGGAGAUGUUUAAUAAGAGACAGACAAGCCUAAGAAAGCUGGCAGCUAAACAGACAAGACCUAUUCAACCUGUUGCCCCACAUCCAGAGUCCUCACCAAAAAGGUCAUCUCCAAAGACUGCACGACCCACCUCACUGGCCACAACCCGAAGAGCAGCUGAAGUUACAUUUGUGCCUCCCAAGUCUCUCUCUGAAGCAGACCUGUCCAGGAAAAGGAACAAUAAGAAACCCAAAGGAGGAAUAAAGAUUGAAGUGAUGCACGAAGCUAGUCAGGGUGGAACAAGCCGCACACUGGUGAUGAGCGAGAGUGAAGAAAAUCUCUCUUCAAGAAAAAGCCACAUCAUAAAUGAGUUAAUAGAAACAGAACGUGUUUAUGUUGAAGAGCUUCAAAGUAUCAUAGAGGGUUAUGCAUCAUCUUUGGACAAUCCUGAAAUGAUUGGUUUAAUCCCAGUGGCAUUACAAAACAAUAAGGAAGUUCUCUUUGGAAACCUUUCAGAAAUCUAUGAGUUUCACAAAAGAAUUUUCCUCAAAGAAUUAGAGAACUGUAUUGAAAAUGCUGAUUUGCUUGGAACAUGUUUUUUAAAAAGGAAAGAGGACCUUCAAAUUUAUGAAAAGUACUGCCAAAAUAAACCAAGGUCGGAAGCAAUCUGGAGACAGUGCGCAGAGAGCAUUUUUUUUCAGGAAUGCCAGCGUAGACUGGAUCAUAAGCUGUCUCUAGAUGCUUAUCUUCUUAAGCCUGUCCAAAGGAUCACAAAAUAUCAGCUGCUUUUAAAGGAAAUGUUGAAAUGCAGUAAGAAUUCUGAAGGGACAGCUGAAUUAGAAGAAGCACUUGCCACGGUGUUGGACAUAAUUAAGUCAGUGAAUGACUCAAUGCACCAAAUAGCUAUUACAGGAUAUGAGGGGGACCUGAAUGAGCUUGGUAAGCUGCUCAUGCAGGGCUCAUUUAAUGUGUGGACUGAUCACAAGAAAGGGCACAACAAGGUAAAAGACUUGGCGAGAUUCAAACCCAUGCAAAGGCACAUCUUUUUAUAUGCUAAGGCCGUGCUGUUUUGCAAGAAAAGAGAAGAGAACAGUGAAGGACAUGAAAAGUCUCAAUCUUACAGUUUCAAGCAUAUUCUGAAGAUGAGUUCAGUUGGCAUCACUGAAAAUGUUAAAGGAGACAAUAAGAAGUUUGAAGUAUGGUACAAUGGCAGAGAAGAAGUCUACAUCAUUCAGGCAUCAACUGUAGAGCUGAAAAACCUUUGGGUUUCCGAAAUCAGAAAAGUCCUUACAGGACAACUGGAAGCGUGCAGAGAAGCAAGCCAGUUACAUCAGAGGAUUACAGAAAGUGUAUACCAUGCACCAAUGAACUCAUUUAUUGCCAGGUCCAACAAGACUUCUGGUAACAGCCAGAACAAAGCAGAAUUGCCAAGUCUUGAAGUGUCCAAUAAGAAGAACAGGACUUCAAGUCCAACUGGAAGACAAAAGAAAGCUGAUAAUCCUGCCAGUCAUAAUCUUGAGCGCUCAGCUCUUGCUAGAAAAAGAUUCACAUUACAGGGUCUUUCGAACCGCAGAGCUCCAUCCAAAGAAUCUAAGGAGAAAGAAGCUACUCGGCGAUUCUCCUCUGUGAGUGCAACAUCUAUUAAAGUUCCUGCUCGUACAAAAGGUCCACUGGGCCCUGAUGUGAAAGCAAAGCGACAUGAAAUAAAGAGUGACCCAACUCCCCUUGGUUUUGAAGGCUGGCCAAGACACAUGAACUCUAUGGAAACCUUCCAAGACUUUUCAGCAAUCCCUUCCAGCAAUGAUGAACUUUCUAAUUCUUCAGAUGUUGAAGAGGAAAUGACAAAUAGCAAAGGAUCCAAUCUGUUCCGUGUGGAAGGAUGUUUGGAAGUAUUGUUCCCCAGUGCACUCACGCUUCAACAUGGUGAUCUUGUACAAGUGGAGCAAUGUGGAGACAGUGGACAGUGGUUAGUAAAAGAAGUGGUUUCAAAGAAAACUGCAUGGGUACCUUCCAACAUGUUAAUUCCUGCAAAGAGCGAUAUGAAGAACAUCUGCCAUGACGAUAACAGUACAGCCUACAGCGAUGCAGGUCAAACAGCAUUGGCAUCAACAAGCAUGAAAGAGAAGCAAAAUGAACGGACACGAAGCCUGGUGGCGGAACAGAAGGCUGUGAGCUGAACUUAUGAACUAAUGUGAUUGUGAAACAGUAUUCAAAUUGUUCAUCUAAUGAAGUGGCUUUGAGCCAUGGGGGAGGGGUGGUCCAGUAGGAAAAUACUGAAGAUUGUCUCGCAUUCCUUUGCAUUCCUUCACUGGAUCUUAUAAUGGCCUAUAUUAGGCCCACAGUAUAGGAGAUAUGAACUAUGCACUCUGCUCUGUACAGCUUCUUCACCUGGAGUCUCUCACAGUAAACUCCUCUACUUGGAGCUUCUCUGAAAUACAACUGUGCCCUUUUUACUUGAUCUACUUGCUCCAUGCUUUAUACACAGGUCACAGUUUUACAGCAGGGAUUGGUACAAAAGCACCUUGCAGCAAUGCCAACAGAUUAUUUGCAAUUUCCUACGCUGAACUUUUUUUUUAAGAUAUGAAUAUUGGCUGCAUACUUUCUCAUACUGUAAGUCUGGGGUUUGCUUUAACUGCUAUUUGAGUGCUUAUUACUUUCAUCAGUGACUUGUUAGCACUCAGUGGCGACAGGGAAAAAUGAGAAUGAAUGUCUCAGAUAAGCAUGAUAAAUCCAGUUUGCUACAUUUGCUCUGCUCAGUAGAUGAAUCGAUUCUGCAUCACGUCUUUUGCUUUCUUUUUUUUCAAAUGGAAAACGCAUGAAAGCACUGUAUAAGAAAACAAUGGAUAUGGUACUAGGAUCCAGAGCCAUCACUGAGUGCUGCUGGGGGAGAGCGUUAUGUCUUACACUGCACCCGGUGUGAAAGAGGCAAUUUUACUGAUAUCUGAAAGAACUUUCUCAUACAUAUUCCCAUUUUACUUCCCUGCAUCUUUACAUUUAAAUUCCCAUACAUUCUCCAUUGAAUAUUCUCCAAUUUCCUAAGACCACAGGAAAGAAUUUUUGCCAAAAGUAAUUUCUCUAGGUUUAGACUGCCAAACUACCAUUAUAAAGAUAGAGCAGCCACUUUUAAAUCUCAUUUUGUCCAUCACCCCCUCCAUGCUAAUUUUCCACAUACCUUAUUUCUUUAUGGUGAAAAUUUUCUUGGAAAAGCGCACUUACGAUUUAUGAGAUGUGAAAAUACACCAAGUUGCAAGUUGAAGUUAAUUUUGGUAAAGUUAGUGGAGAAGAAAAUUCACACUUUAGUAAAUGUGCCCCAUAGUCUGUAGGGUGGUUUCCUCAGUGCAAGUGUAGGGGAUUAAGCAUUAAAUACCGUAGCUUUAUUAAAGCCAACAAGGGAAUCCUAACUGGAUAAUAACAACAGUCUUUAGGAUGAACUUCUCUUAAACUUCAUGGUGGGCCUUAUUUACAAACACUGGGAAUUUUACACAGUUGCAAUAACCUAUAGAACCCAUCAGCAUUUCCAUUUCAACUGCCCUGCAGGGUACACUGUAAACAAAUACCUGAUUUAGGUAACUUCAGUGGUACAAAUUUGCCCCUUAUUUAUAAAUGAUUGUCUGCUGAACUUCACUGCUCAAUGGCCUAUGGAAAACAUGAAGAAAUAAGAGUAGCAAGUCAUACGUCAGCCUGAACAUGUUCCUUGUCCAUCUGUGUUUGGCUCCACUCCCUGCUAAAGUGUCAGUGAUCAAGUAGAGGUUCUACUGGGCCACUGCACAAUUCCAUCUUUGUUUGCACAAAUGCAGUCAGUCCAGUCUCUGGGGAAUGGGGAGCUAAAUAAGGAAGGAAACAUUGUGGUUCCUAUGGUUUUAUCUGAGAUACUGUUCUUUGUUUUGCUAAAGCAAAGAAAUAUAUGCUCCCAUUUGCUUACUAAACCAAACGUGAUAUGGAACUACAUUUUACUUAUCACAAACAAUUCAUACAUUUCAUAUGAGCUUUUAAUAAUAACAUUUUUAGACGACCAAACAGAAUAGCUUGUACCCUUUUGGACAAUGUCUUGUACCAAAUUCCAUUUUAGACAGGCUUUAUAUAAACAUGGUAUUUGACUCCAGUGACUGCUGUGUUGCACAUGAAAGUGUAUGCAAUGGCCUCUGUCUGCAACAUAAUCUCCGUUUCCAAAAGGCUCUUUUGUUUUAUUUACCUGCGACAUAGAAGGACAAUAACUCUCCUGGGAAAUCUCUCAGCUUGGCAACUUAAUAUGUAUUUGAAACUGGACUGAUGUAAAUACUAGAUUGUUAUGUGUAUCAAUACCUUUUUUCAUUGUACUAAAUUAUAAAUGACAGAUUUCAUCUCCAUUUUUGUAUUUACUAUUUAUAAUUUAAAAUUGCCUAAGGUUACAUUUGCUCACAAGUCAGGACUUGGCCUCAAAUAUGCUGAGCUUUGUGAUGGUGCUUUUUCAUUUUUGUAUUUUUGUUUUCAUAAUAAAAGAUGCUGGGUUUGGCUA
Molecule: messenger RNA, 6361 nt
Organism: Xenopus laevis (African clawed frog)
Lineage: Eukaryota; Metazoa; Chordata; Amphibia; Anura; Pipidae
Gene: mcf2l2.L
Product: guanine nucleotide exchange factor DBS
Exons: 33
Coding region: 348-4043 (1231 amino acids)
Source: RefSeq, a predicted model, not a curated record